This is a messenger RNA of Dermacentor andersoni, 1283 nucleotides long. Its product is annotated as phospholipid-transporting ATPase ABCA3-like. The record is from RefSeq and is a predicted model, not a curated record. Gene Ontology annotation, cellular component: membrane; intracellular membrane-bounded organelle. Gene Ontology annotation, molecular function: lipid carrier activity; ABC-type transporter activity; ATP hydrolysis activity. Gene Ontology annotation, biological process: transmembrane transport; lipid transport. Lineage: Eukaryota; Metazoa; Arthropoda; Arachnida; Ixodida; Ixodidae.
UCCUCGGGGUCGAUUGCACCGAUAGUCUGCUACAAUUCAGUUUAAAUGGAAUAGGCUUAGAGUUGAUGGUCGUACUAAGCCAAGGUCUGCUCUUUAUGGCGCUUAUGACCUUCCGGACGUCCGGCUACUUGCCUUCCGAACGCACCCUGGCGAGCGCGGAAUUGGCCGCCGAGCAAGACGUCGAGGAGGAGAAGAGGCGGGUCAUCGCUGCGCGCCAGCAGGACGGGCUCGCAGGCUACUCGCUACUAGCCUGGAGUCUGCACAAGCGGUUUGGCACCCUGCACGCCGUCCGUGGCAUCUACAUGGCGCUGCGGCCCUCCGAGUGUUUCGGCCUACUCGGCGUGAAUGGGGCUGGCAAGACCACCACGUUUCAGAUGUUGGCCGCGCUUAUCAGUGUCUCGGACGGCGACGCUAUCACCGCGGUGGCCGGACUCCGAGGAAACGUUCGCCGGUGGCAGUCGCAGAUCAGCUACUGCGUCCAACUCGGAGGCCUAUUGGACAAGAUGAACGCGUACGAGUACCUGUACCUGGUCGGUCGGCUGCGAGGCAUUCCUGAAAACGAGUUAAAACGCAUGGUGGACAGCAUCUUAUCCGUCGUCGAUCUCACCGAGCACGCCUCAAUGGAGUGCGGCGUGUACAGCGGAGGCAACCGCCGAAAGUUGUCCAUCGCUGCCGCUCUGCUGGGGCUACAGCCGUUCGUGUUUCUGGACGAGCCGUACGCUGGCGUGGACGUCGUGUCUCGCAACAAGAUCUUCCGAGCCGUCGCAGAGAUCAAGAAGCGCUCGCGGACGACGUUCGUGCUUACGUCACACAACAUGGACGAAUGCGAGUUUUCUUGUGACCGGCUAACCAUUAUGGUCAACGGCCAAAUGAUGUGCCUGGGGACACUGCAACACCUUCGGGAGAAGUUCGGUCAGGGCUACCGACUCGAGUUCUUCUUCAAACCUACUGCUGCUGUAGACGAAGUCAAGCUCAAGCAAGCUGUGGGGAAACUGUUUCCCGGCAUUCAACUCAAGGACGCCCAGAAGAACGUGCUUAGCUACCACUUGAUGCAGCGAAUUCCGUGGAGCAAGCUGUUCACCAAGGUGGGGUACCUCCAGAAAAAUUUCCCCCUCGAAUACGCCCUCGUCGGCGAGAACACCCUCCAGGACAUCUUCUUGAACUUCGCCAAAGCACAAGAAGGUCACCCUCUUCCGGGCGAUGCCGUUGGGAUAGACGUUGGCUCAGCCUCCGACACAAGUGCUCCUGUGACUUUGUCGGCAACUAGGACAGCUACCAUGUAA